Molecule: messenger RNA, 682 nt
Organism: Musca vetustissima
Lineage: Eukaryota; Metazoa; Arthropoda; Insecta; Diptera; Muscidae
Product: mannosyl-oligosaccharide alpha-1,2-mannosidase IA-like
Exons: 1
Coding region: 17-682 (221 amino acids)
Source: RefSeq, a predicted model, not a curated record
CCCCUAGGCUUUUAUAAUGUAUCGCAUUGGACCCAUAGGACGUAAAUCCAAUUUCCACAAUCGUGAGAAAUGUCUCAUCGGCUUGGUAUUGGCCACUUUGUGUUUUCUUUGUUUCGGUGGCAUAUUUCUGCUGCCCGACAAUUUUGGUGGUGAUCGCGUGCUGCGUGUCUACAAACAAUUUCAAAAAGCCGGUCCUGAAAUUUUCAUACCGGCACCACCCUUGGCUAAACAUGCCCCCAAAGACCAAGACCCACAUUUUAUGAAUGACCGCCAAAAGCUACAGGCCAAAAUCAAAGAGGAACUGGGCGAAAUAAUGGACAAGCCGCAAUUACAAAAAGACAAUGCAAUGGAUAAUAGUGAAGAUGCGGGUGAUGAUGGUUCACCCCAGCAAUUUGAUGAUACAGCACCAGGUGCGGGAGGUGGUGGUGACGAACAGGGUGCUGCCCCUCCUGUCAAUGGCCAGUCAAAGAAAAGUCGUAACAGUAACAAUAACAACAAUGACGACAUUGCUGCCGUUUUAGACAAUAACAACCUACCUUUGGGAAAUGUUAAUUUACAAAUGCCAUUGGGAGGUCAUGCCGAUAGCGAUGCCAGUGUGGAGGAGAAACGUCAAAAAGUUAAAGAGGUAAGUAAAGGAAAAAAUACGCGAAAACAGAUGAUGACUUAUAUAGUUCUGUUGUAG